AUGUCGCAACGGCCCGUUCUCAUCACCGGCUGUAGCGACGAUGGCAUCGGCUACGGUCUAGCCCUAACCUUCCAACAACGAGGCUACCUCAUUUUCGCUACAGCCCGCGACAUCGAGGAAAUGACCAAACCUGAGGGGCUCCCAAAUGUCGCCCUUUCAUCACUAGACAUGACACAACCCGAUCACAUCGCUGCAGCUGUGAAAGCUGUCCGCGAGAAAGCCGGGGGUACAUGGGACUACCUCAUCAACAAUGCAGGCCGAAAUCAUUUCAUGCCCACUCUGGAUGAAGAUUUAAAUAAGACUCGGACGAUCUUUAAGACUAAAACUUGGAGACCGGUGGCAAUUACGCAGGCGUUUACGCCCGUUGCUCAUUAA
This is a messenger RNA of Talaromyces amestolkiae, 375 nucleotides long. RefSeq lists its product as uncharacterized. NCBI's taxonomy places the organism in Eukaryota, Fungi, Ascomycota, Eurotiomycetes, Eurotiales, Trichocomaceae. Gene Ontology annotation, biological process: phosphatidic acid biosynthetic process; triglyceride catabolic process. The record is from RefSeq and is a predicted model, not a curated record. Bases 1 to 375 code for a protein of 124 amino acids. The transcript has a single exon. Gene Ontology annotation, molecular function: acylglycerone-phosphate reductase (NADP+) activity; triacylglycerol lipase activity. Gene Ontology annotation, cellular component: endoplasmic reticulum; lipid droplet.